Messenger RNA from Aphanomyces invadans, 1018 nucleotides. RefSeq lists its product as hypothetical. The transcript is spliced from 4 exons. The record is from RefSeq and is a predicted model, not a curated record. Lineage: Eukaryota; Oomycota; Saprolegniomycetes; Saprolegniales; Verrucalvaceae. Gene Ontology annotation, biological process: chromosome segregation. Gene Ontology annotation, cellular component: Ndc80 complex. Bases 50 to 721 code for a protein of 223 amino acids.
CCAUACACCACCUUUUUUUUGAACGUAGCAAAACAUUUGAAUUUGGAAGAUGGCCGACACUCUGGAGGCGCACUUGGCCGCCGCGGCAAGGAAGGUAUCCACGUGGGUGGAAAACGAGAAGUCGUCUCUCGAAGAAACCAAGCAGAUAUGCGCGGUUGAGAUGGAGAAGGACCGUCAGCAACUCCAGAAUCUUGUCGCGAAGAAAGAGCAACUUGCUGUGGCGUCGUCAUCUCGAGAAGCAGCGAGGACUGAGAACUUACGAGCCAUACAGAGCAGUCAGAGCGAAGUACGUCACCUUCAAGCAGAAUUGUCGACGUCGGAGCCUGUUGUACUGGGCUUGCGAGAACAAAAAGCGGCCCAUGAUAACAAACUCUCCACCUUGUCACUUGAGGCGUCACAAGCCGCCCAAACACAUUCACUUUGUGUUGCUGAGCUUCUCAAGUGUAUCGACAUGUACCAGAAGCUUGGGCUCGUCAUCGACGCGAAAGGAGACAAAAAUAUUUCUUUCGUAUUCACACACAUCGAUCCAAACGCUCCCCGUCGCGAGUUCUCGUUCUCCCUGCGAGUUCGACCUGACAAUGACUUGUUUGCUGUGGACUCGAGCUCACCAGCCAUCCCGUCACUGGGCAACUUGGUGGAACAGCUAAACAGCACGGGUGACUUGUCGGCGUUCGUGCGAGCCAUGCGCCGCCAGUUUCAGCACACAGUCGUGGUGUCGUAAAUAAGAGCAGAAGUACAUAUAACUCUAACUAUAUUCGUCGCCUUUUGUUGUGGGACGGGGGCACUUGAGGAAGCGGAGAAGGAUCUGCCUCUGCGCUGGAUGAAGCGAGCGAGAAUUGACGACUUGUAUGGGUAUCUGGUGGCGGGAGGGCUUGAUGGCGUGGUUGGGUUUGUGGUAGGAGAGGUCCAAUGAUGUCGGGCAUGGCGUGGCGCCGUUGAUGUGCUCGAUACCGGUCCUGCAGCAGUUUCCGUCGCUCGUCGAGUUUCGAUCGGGUGUCGGUAGGUUGUUCAUCCUGUG